This is a messenger RNA of Salmo salar (Atlantic salmon), 4870 nucleotides long. RefSeq names its product protein FAM171A1. The record is from RefSeq and is a predicted model, not a curated record. Gene Ontology annotation, cellular component: plasma membrane. NCBI's taxonomy places the organism in Eukaryota, Metazoa, Chordata, Actinopteri, Salmoniformes, Salmonidae. Gene Ontology annotation, biological process: regulation of cell shape; stress fiber assembly.
UAGUGACUUUCUUUCUUUAAAAAACCGACCGAGCAGCAAGAGGGGUGGGAUGCAGAACUGAACAGGACAUACUGAAGGGGAAAAUAGAGGGAACGCUAAUGCUACAAAAUAUGGAGUCUUGCCCGAUGUACAUGUGUGUGUUUUACAAUACAUUGAUGUAGCCAGCCAAUAUUUUAUAUUUAUUUGAACUAUUUUUUUGUGUGACAUCUGCAAUGAUGAGGGUCGGGGUUUUGAGCAGGACCGCAGCGAUAGUUCUCUGUCUUUUGGGAUGCAAUGUGUGGGAAGCGGUAACCAAAAGCCUGCAAGAUGACAACGCUCUAAACGAGGUGACUCUGAAGGUUCACCUGAGUGAUGCCAGCACCCACCAGCCCCUGGGCGGAGCAACCAUCGAGCUCUUCGCCAACCACACCCCUGUAACCACAGAGACCUCUGCUGCUGACGGCAAUGCCUACCUGCGUUUUCCCUACCGCCUUGGAACCCUGCUGGUUGUCACAGCGUCCAGACAGGGCUACGUGCCAAAUUCCGCCCCCUGGAGACCCACCAGACUGCCCGUGUUUUCCUCUCUCAGUCUGGAGAUGCUACCAGAGAGAGCUGCCACUCUGAUGGUGUAUGAAGACCUGAUACACAUUAACUCUGGAUCCCAAGGAUCGAGGGGUCAGUCCUGGGUUCAGUUCCAGCGUCGAGCCCUGAGCCUUCCUCCCAACUCGUCCUACAGCAAUCUCACUGCACUGCUGACUGUGGCCAACAACCCCAGCCACAUCCAGCACUUCCCCUACCUACAGGGCUUGGGGGGCAACGGAACAGGAAGUGAGCGUAGGUUUGAGCUGACUCCAGUGGCGGCCAUCUCUGUCCACCUAUUGACCAGUGAGGGGGUGGAGCUCCAGGUGAACGGCCCAAUCAGCAUCUUCAUCCCUCUACCGGCCAAUAGCGGCCUGAAGGAGAACCAACACAUCCCAGCCUGGAGGUUCGACCCCAGUCUAGGGGCCUGGUUGAAGAGCAGUCUGGGCUAUGUCCAGAGGGAGGGAGACCAGCUCAGCCUAACCUACAUCGCCCCUCAGCUGGGAUACUGGGUGGCUGCCAUGUCUCCAUUAUACACAGGUCCGGUGGUGGCAAAGGACAUCAGUACGUACCACACAGUCUUCCUAUUGGCCAUACUGGGAGGCAUGGCUGUCAUCCUCCUCUGCCUGCUCUGUCUACUACUGUACUACUGCAGGCGUGGUUGUGUGAAGCCUCGUCUGUCCCAGCGGAAGCUGACCCUGUCUGGUCUGGAGGGCAGUAAGAGAGACCAGUCCACCUCCAUGUCCCACCUCAACCUCAUCAGCAGCGAGGUUCAUUUGGAGCUGGUCUCUAUGACAGCAGAACCCGACAUGACCACGCCCAUGCUCAAACCCUCCUCCUACGAUCGCCAUGACCUGGUCUCCCAUGGCAACCACAGUCGCAUGUCGCUAGGAAACCACAGCCGAAGUCGUCAUGGCUCAUCGCUAGGCAACCUGACGCCACGCAGCAGAGACUACCGUCAGUCUGUGGAGACGUUCCCGUUUAAGUCAGCCCUCUCCACCGGGACGGAUGCCGGCUACCGCCAAUCAUACACCUCCAUCUGCUCAUCCAUCAAUCAGCUCCCAGAUAGACUUUCCUCCUCAAAUCAGGUGCAGGCGUCAGCAAGUCAAUUGAGUGGUGUUGGGGAGGGCGGGACUAGUGUGCUUGAGGCUACCUCGCCCUGCUCCCCACCUGUUUCCCCUAUCAGAGGGGAGGGGUGUGAGCGCAGACCCCCAGACUACCUCCUGUCCCGGUCUGUGGACCACCUGGGCUCCCUGCCCCUCUCCCUCCCCAGGCCGGGCCAGCUGCUGUGCUGUGGCUCUGUGGACCUGCUGAGUGGAGGAGACGGUUACCCCAGGAGGAUCCGGCCCACCCUGGUGAUCCCAGCCCACUACAUGCGCCUGCCGGGGGAGCACCCGCUGUGUGGCCAGGCCCUGUUCUUACAGACUGACCAGCAGAGUGACCUGGAGACCAUCCAGGCUGAGCUCAACGCCUCACACUCCCAGCAGCCCCUGGGGCAAACACACGCCGAUUAUGCUACCGCCUCAGCCAACCAGGGACAAGGAGAGGGGCAAGGGGAGUGGAGCAGCCUAUCAGAGUCCCUGUCUAUCCCGACAGCACUUGGGGAGGCAGGGAUUAUGCAAAUGAACGGCGAGGACACGCUAUUGGCCGAGAGGAAACUGAUGGAACUGCGGGGAGGGAAGCCCCUCACACACCCGCGCGCCUGGUUCGUCUCAUUGGACGGUCGGUCUAACGCCAUCAGACAUUCUUACAUAGACUUGCAGCGGGCUGGGCAAGCCAAGGGGAAUCCAGGUGGAGGAGGUAGCCAUGGUAACAACAGUGGUGGUAGACAUGUCAAUGGAAACGACGCAAGUCUGGACUCCGGGGUGGACCUGAAUGAGCCCAGAGCAGGGCGGAGGGGGAGGGAGGUAGAGAGGAAGGUAGGAGAGCGGGAAAGAGAGAAAGACAGAGAGAGGGGGAGGACAAAGAGCGGCCCUCCUGCCAUGGCCUACACCCAGCUGGUAUAUGUGGAUGACCUGGAGGGGGAGGAGGAGACUCCUGAGUGUAGCCCCCAGGACAGCCCUUUAGGUCCAGGGUUGCAGAACACACAGGGACAUCAACAAGUAGAGGAAGAGGAGGAGGACAGAGGAGAGGAAGAUGAGGCGGAAGAGGAACACAGAGGAGAGGGGAUGAUACAGGAAGAGGCUCCUUCACCCCUCUCCUCCCCCUCCUCCUCCCCCUCCUCUCCACCCCCACUCACAGAGACAGAGGGCGUGGUUUUCAGGACUGAGCAUGACCAGACGGCCCUAUUGUCUGUUGCCCCUGACGACCAUGGAGAGGAGGAGAAGAAGAGCCCCUGGCAGAAGAGGGAGGAGCGCCCCCUACUGGCAGUCUUUAACCUCAAAUAACCUCUGACCCUUGAACUAUGACCUUACUUCCCCUCCCACCACCCUACCCCAAAGUGACAUGAAGAAGGAUUGGCCAGCUAUAGAUGUACAGAUCAUUCAGGAAGUACAUCUGCACUGGGAGCUAAAUGGAACUGUCAGUGAAUGGAAACGAUUGGAACAGUUGGAAGUCCAUUGGAACUCCAUACAUUCUAAUGUCUAAUCCUUCCUGUGUAUCAUCAUAGCCCCACACUACAUGGACAGGCCACUGACUAGACAUGCCAUAGAGACUUUGUCUGAGUGAUACAGAUGAACUCCUGAAGUGAAAACAAACUAAACAACGUCAGAGAACAUGUAAUGCACAACUGCUAUGCCUUCAGCAAAAAGGGGCUGUAGAAUAAAGUAGACAGACAAUGAGUGUGUUUCAAUACUUAGCAGCAGCCUCCUUUCCUCAGUCUUAUCUGCUUCAGUCCACUGAUCUGAAAAGCAUCGGACAAGUAAAAGCAAUAUGGCGAAUGUCUACUGGCAGGUCUAGGUAGAAGGAGUAGUGGUGUUUUAAGAUCAGUAACUAGGACAGGAUAUACAUACAGCAGGAAAGGAAGCUACUCUAAUGUUUAAUGCUGCAGGUAGAUGUUGCCCAGAGGCACAGAUCUACGAUCAGUUUUCCCCCCCACAAGUCUUAAUCUGGGCGGCAGGUAGCCUAGCGGUUAGAGCGGUGGGCCAGUAAUGUAAAGAUCGCUGGUUAGAAUACCCAAGCCAAGAAGGUGAAACAUCUGUCGAUGUGCCCUUGAGCAAGGCACUUAACCCUGAUUUGCUCCAGGGGCGCCGUUCUACUAUGGCUGCAUCUAUCCAGUGUAUGUGACACUAAAACAUAUUUUAUUUUGUUAUUUUUUUAGGUUUUUAUUUUCCAACAUUAGGGAACCUUAGAUUAGUGUGUGUGUAACUUCAGUUUCCCAUCCACAUGACUGGUGAAUCAGAUAAUGGGAUACAGCCCCCUCUGUUGGUGACUGUUGAUAUUGCAGCACUCUACCAGUGAGGUUUUAUAUGAAGGUUUUUGUGUUGAACCACUGACUUCAGCAUACUUUGCUCUGAACGUCUGGCUAUGCAUCACUUUUAUACAGUUGCUUGAGAUGCCUUGUUUUGUAAUUUUAAGUACUCUGUGAUUUUAGUUGCCAAACUAUUUUACUCAAAUACGUUUAUGCUAUUUUCUACUCGGAUAUGUUUUAUCGUUUUUUUUCCCUUACUGUAAGUACAGAGUUUGAAACACACACACACCCAAGCCUUUUCUCUGAAACCAAACUGCAUCCUGACGUUUGGAAACCACUAUAAUCGACUUCCUCGUUUUCCAAGUGCCUUUGAACAAGUUGACUCGUACACAUCAGUUGAUCAGUUCAGCAAGCUAUUUAUUUCUCCUCUCCCCUGUUGAGCUCUAACCCUCCACUACCUCAUCCCUCUCUCCUCUCCUCCCUCUGUCCCUGACAGACAGCAUGCAGUAACCCCAUCUCACCUCUCCUCAGUCACAAAGGGAGAAUGCUGUGUGGCCAUAGCUAGAUUGUUUAUUGAUUUUUGCAUCUGCCUCUGUGUGCCAGUGUGUAGUCAUGUCUUUCUGCACAAGCAUGUGCCUGAGUGUUCAUAUCUGUGCGUGCAGACAAUAUACUGCAGGUCGUGUGUGUGUGUGACAGCAAAUGACAUCUGAGGCAUUACAGUGUAUAUAGUUCUCUCCUCUACAUGUUGACAUGUGAGCUAGUGUUGUGAAUGAUCUCUCUCUCUCUCUCUGUCUCUCUCUCUGUCUCUGUCUCUCUCUCAUCCUCUCUCUCUCUGUACUCCAUCACCAUAGUUACCACUCUGGAAGAGUACUGUAUGUUACUGUUCCAUCCAUUCUGAAUGUCUUAACUGGUUGCUUGUAUUAUAAUUUACACUUAUUAUUCUGAAUAAAGAGACAAACUGGA